Molecule: messenger RNA, 2239 nt
Organism: Tilletiopsis washingtonensis
Lineage: Eukaryota; Fungi; Basidiomycota; Exobasidiomycetes; Entylomatales
Exons: 8
Coding region: 153-2006 (617 amino acids)
Biological process (GO): actin filament bundle assembly; actin filament network formation
Cellular component (GO): cytoplasm; actin filament bundle; actin filament
Molecular function (GO): actin filament binding; calcium ion binding
Source: RefSeq, a predicted model, not a curated record
ACAUCGUCGCAUCCCUCGCAUCCAUCUGCUCACCCGAGCCUGCGCACCGUCACACACGCCGCCUGAGCAUCCACGCCGCACCCGACGCCGCAGCCGCGCCGUCUGCCUCUCUCCCGUCCCGCCGCCUCCACCCCCUCCACCUCUCGCCCAGCAUGGAGGCCAUCAAGCUACAGCGCAAAUACCCGCAAUUCUCGCAGCAGGAGAUGAUGGCGCUCAUCCAGCGCUUCCACCAGAUCGACGUCGAGGACAAGGGCAGCGUCGGCAAGCAGGACGUCAUCAAGGCCAUCACCGACGCCGGCGACGCCACGUACGACGAGGCGCGCGAGACGCUCAAGGAGGUCGACGUCGACUCGGCGGGCCGCGUCGAGCUCGCCGACUAUGUGGACCUGCUUGCCAAGCUGCGUGCUGGACGCAACGCCGGCGCUGGCGAGGCCAAUGCCAAGGGCAAGGUGACGGUGAAGGGCUCGAAUGCCAACGUGCAGCACACCAUCAACGAGGACGAGCGCACCGAGUUUACGCGGCACAUCAACCAGUCGCUGGCCGGCGACGUGCACAUCGGCUCGCGCCUGCCCGUGCCCACCGACACGUUCCAGCUGUUCGACGAGUGCAAGGACGGUCUCAUUCUGUGCAAGCUGAUCAACGAUGCGGUGCCCGAGACCAUCGACGAGCGUGUGCUGAACGUCGGCAAGGGCGGCAAGGCGCCGAACGCGUUCCAGAUGACGGAGAACCAGAACAUCGUCAUCACCUCGGCCAAGGCCAUCGGCUGCAGCGUCGUCAACGUCGGCGCACAGGACCUGAUCGACGGCCGCGAGCACCUCAUUCUCGGCCUCAUCUGGCAGAUCAUCCGCCGCGGCCUGCUGAGCAAGAUCGACCUGAAGAAUCACCCGGAGCUGUACCGCCUGCUGGAUGAGGACGAGACGCUGGACGAGUUCCUGCGGCUGCCGCCGGACCAGAUCCUGCUGCGCUGGGUCAACUACCAUCUCAAGGCUGCUGGCUGGGCACGGCGGGUGAAUAACUUCAGCAAGGACGUCUCGGACGGCGAGAACUACACGGUGCUGCUGUCGCAGCUCAAGCCGGAGAGCUGCGACCGCGCGCCGCUGCAGCAGAAGGACCUGCUGCAGCGUGCCGAAAUGGUGCUGCAGCGCGCCGACGCCAUCGGCUGCCGCAAGUACCUGACGCCCGGCUCGAUGGUGGCGGGCAACCCCAAGCUGAACUUGGCCUUUGUGGCGCACCUCUUCAACACGCACCCGUGCCUCGAGGCGCUCGAGGAGCCGCCGCCGAUGGAGAUUGAGGACUUUGACGCCGAGGGCGAGCGCGAGGCGCGCGUCUUUACGCUCUGGCUCAACUCGCUCGACGUUGACCCGGGCGUGUACAACCUGUUCGAGGACCUCAAGGACGGCACGGUGAUCCUGCAGGCGUUCGACAAGGUCGUGCCGGGCUCGGUGACGUGGCGGCGCGUGUCGAAGGCCAAGGAGGGGCAGGAGCUGUCGCGCUUCAAGGCGGUGGAGAACACCAACUACGCCGUGGACCUGGCCAAGGGCAACCAGAUGCACAUCGUCGGCAUCCAAGGCGCGGACAUUGUCGACGGCAGCAAGACACUCACGCUCGGCCUUGUGUGGCAGCUGAUGCGCCUCAACAUCUCCAAGACGCUCGACUCGCUCGGCAAGGGCGGCAAGGGCGUGUCGGACCAGGACAUGGUGCGCUGGGCCAACGGCGUCGUGCAGGGCGCGGGCAAGAGCAGCAGCAUGCGCAGCUUCAAGGACCCCAGCCUCAAGACGGCCCACUUCUUCCUCGACCUGCUCGAGGGCAUGCGCAAGGGCAUCGUCGACUACUCGCUCGUCACGCCCGGCAGGACGGAGGAGGAGCAGCGCAUGAACGCCAAGCUCGCCAUCUCGAUUGCACGCAAGCUCGGCGCCCUCAUCUUCCUCGUGCCGGAAGACAUCGUCGAGCUGCGCCAGCGCCUCAUCCUCACGUUUGUCGGCUCGCUGAUGGCACUGCAGGCAUGAUCGCACCUGCGAGCUCCAGCCUUUCUGCUGCACGCGCACUGCACCGCCCGUCACUGGCCUUCUUCCCUUGCUCUCGGAGCGUACGCUGCGCUGCCGCCCUUUGCUGUACAUAUCCUAUGCUCUCCUUCGCCCGCUCCUCUGAAAAAACCGCAGCUGUGCUCGCCCGAUCGCUGUGCGCUCUGGUUUUGCGAGUGUGUAUUGCCGCGCUCUCUUUCCUCCCUUCCUCACGCAGC